CUCCCCUCGGGCGCUGACCGGUGUGUGUGGGGCGGCCGGCGGGGCAUGUCCGCCGCGUCCCGCUGAAUGGCGCCGCUCCGCCGCCCGCCGCUGCUGCCGCUGCUGCUGCUGCCGCUGCCAGGAGUGUGGUGCUUUAGUGAACUGUUUUUUGCGAAAGAGCCUCAGGACGUUACUGUCUCAAGGAAGGAUCCGGUGGUUUUAGACUGCCAAGCCCGUGGUGAAGCUCCUAUAACUAUUACAUGGCUGAAAAAUGGAGGCAAAGUGUCUGAAAAUGAACGGAUCUACACUUUAUCCAAUGGUUCGUUGUAUAUCCGUGAGGUGGAAGGAAAAAAAGGAGAGCUGUCUGAUGAAGGAUUUUACCAGUGUUUAGCUCUGAACAAAUAUGGGGCCAUUCUCAGCCAAAAAAGCCACCUCACUCUAGCAACCAUUUCUGCAUUUGAAGUCCAGCCACUUUCAACUGAGGUCCAAGAGGGUGGAGUAGCUCGAUUUGCCUGUAAAAUAACAGCAAACCCUCCUGCCACUGUGACAUGGGAAGUGAAUCGAACAACUUUACCUUUAGUCAUGGACAGGAUAACGGCUCUGCCUACAGGAGUUCUUCAGAUCUAUGGUGUGGAACAGAGGGAUGCUGGGAAUUACCGAUGUGUUGCCACAACAACAGCCAACAGACGUAAAAGCACCGAGGCAGUGCUGAGUGUUAUCCCAGCCUCUGACUUGAAGCCUUUUCACAAGCCAUCCAUAAUAGCUGGUCCUCAAAACAUUACAGCAUCUCUUCAUCAAACUGUCAUACUUGAGUGUGUAGCCACAGGGAAUCCAAAGCCAAUCAUCUCAUGGAGCCGAUUAGACCAUAAGUCCAUUGAUGUGUUCAACACCCGCGUCCUUGGCAACGGGAACCUCAUGAUCUCUGAUGUGAAGGGGCAGCACGCAGGUGUGUACGUCUGCCGGGCCACCAUUCCAGGCACUCGGAACUUCACGGUGGCAAUGGCAACUCUCACCGUGCUGGCUCCACCUUCAUUCGUGGAAUGGCCAGAAAGCUUAACAAGGCCUAGAGCUGGUACUGCUCGUUUUGCUUGUCAGGCAGAAGGAAAUCCUGCCCCUAAAAUUUCAUGGUUAAAGAACGGACGGAGAAUACACUCCAAUGGUAGAAUAAAAAUGUACAACAGUAAAUUGGUGAUUAACCAGAUCAUUCCUGAAGACGAUGCCAUUUACCAGUGCAUGGCUGAGAAUAGCCAGGGAUCUAUUCUCUCAAGGGCCAGACUUACUGUAGUUAUGUCAGAAGACAGGCCCAGUGCACCUUACAAUGUCCAUGCUGAAACCAUGUCAAGCUCAGCAAUCCUGCUGGCGUGGGAGAGGCCGCUGUAUAACUCGGACAAAGUGAUUGCAUACUCGGUGCACUACAUGAAAGCAGAAGGUUUAAAUAAUGAGGAGUACCAAGUGGUCAUUGGAAACGAUACAACCCAUUACAUUAUUGAUGACCUGGAACCAGCCAGCAACUACACCUUCUAUAUUGUAGCUUAUAUGCCUCUGGGAGCCAGUCAGAUGUCAGAUCAUGUGACUCAGCACACCCUUGAAGAUGUUCCCUUGAGAGCGCCUGAAAUCAGUUUGACGAGCAGGAGUCCUACAGAUAUUCUCAUAUCUUGGCUGCCAAUUCCUGCAAAAUACAGGAGAGGUCAGGUCGUCCUGUACCGUCUGUCCUUCCGCCUCAGCACAGAGACCAAAAUCCAAGUCCUGGAGCUCCCAGGGACUUCAGAUGAGUAUCUCCUUGAGGGCCUGAAGCCUGACAGUGUGUACUUGGUUCGUAUCACUGCUGCAACAAGGAUUGGCUGGGGAGAGGCAUCUUUGUGGACUUCGCACCGAACUCCCAAGGCUACCAGUGUGAAAGCACCAAAGUCUCCCGAGCUGCGUUUGGAGCCCAUGAACUGCACAACCAUCUCAGUGCAGUGGCAGCAGGACUCUGAGGACACUGCAGCUAUUCAGGGGUACAAGCUGUAUUACAAGGAAGAGGGGCAGCAGGAGAACGGACCCAUUCUGUUGGAUGCCAGUGAUCUUGAAUAUAUUGUCAGUGGUUUAGAUCCUAGAAGAAAGUAUCAUGUAAGGCUGCUGGCAUACAACAGUAUGGAAGAAGGUUAUCAGGCAGACCAAACAGUCAGCACUCCUGGAUGUGUCUCUGUCCGUGAUCGCAUGGUGCCACCUCCACCGCCUCCUCACCACCUCUAUGCCAAAGCAAACACUUCAUCUUCCAUCUACCUCCACUGGGGGAAACCUGCCUUUACAUCUGCACAGCUCAUCAACUACACAGUGCGCUGCAACCCCGUGGGGCUGCAGAACGCGUCCCUGGUGCUCUACCUCCAAACGUCAGAGACUCAUAUGUUAGUUCAAGGUCUUGAGCCAAAAACUAUGUAUGAAUUUGCAGUUCGGUUGCAUGUGGACCAGCUCUCCAGUCCCUGGAGUCCUGUAGUCUACCACACCACCCUCCCAGAAGCACCAUCUGGCCCUCCAGUAGGAGUGAAGGUGACUUUGAUAGAGGAUAAUACUGCUUUGGUUUCCUGGAAGCCACCUGAUGGUCCUGAAACAGUUGUUACACGAUACACUAUCCUCUACGCAUCCAGGAAGUCUUGGAUUGCUGGGGAAUGGCAAGUGUUGCACAGAGAAGGAGCAAUGACCAUGGCUUUGCUGGAAAACCUUGUAGCAGGAAACAUCUACUUGGUUAAAAUAGCAGCCUCCAAUGAAGUGGGAGAAGGACCCUUCUCAAAUGCAGUGGAAUUUGCUGUCCUGCCGAAGGAGACAUCGGAAUCUAAUCAGAGACCCAAACGCUUGGAUUCCGGAGAUUCCACAACUUAUUCUGACUAUUACCAUCUGGACCAGAAAUCAAUGACUGGCAUUGUUGUUGGGGUUUGCAUAGCCUUGACCUGCAUCCUUAUCUGCAUCCUGAUCUUAAUCUAUCGAAGUAAAGCCAGCAUUGGAAACAAAGCACUUUGUUGGCUCUUCCUACUCUACCUGAGCCCCUUCUCCAAUGAAAAGGAGGAAGAACCCACAGAGAAAACAUCUGCUCCUAAGCCAGUGCAGCAAAACACUGACCAGCUGUCACAUACCAGCAUCUCAUUAGCCAGUGCUAAUGAGGUGGAGAAGAAUACUGAAGGAAUUGCAGAGAAUGAAGAAUCCUUACUGCCAAUGAUAGUGGGAAACAACUUCAUCGAUGCUAAGGGAGGAUCUGAUCUGAUUAUUAACAGCUAUGGGCCUGUGACAAAGGCUAACAGCAAGAAAAGGUGGCUGUUCUUCCAAGAUACUAAGAAGGUGAAGACUGAGGAGCCUCCGAGAAGGUUUGGGCAGGUGGUGUGUCUGUACCAGCCAGGCCCCCCCGUGCUGGUCAGCGAGGACUCCCCCAGCUCUCCGGGCCAGCAGUCCAACUUCCAGGUGCCCUUCAGUAUGGCUGCUGACACGGAGCAUUCGGCCAACAGCGAGGGAAGCCACGAGACCGGCGACUCUGGAAGGUUUUCUCAUGAAUCCAACGAUGAGAUACAUCUCUCCUCUGUGACCAGUGCCACCCCUCCCACCACCAGUCCUUUUGUGAGCAGUGACUUGGGUACGAACGCGAUGAGCCCGACCAUCAGUGACUGCACAGAGUCUCCCCUGCUGUUUGCUGCUGACCAGACUCCUACCUCACCUCCUCAGAUCCACCCUGCAGUGCAAAACUGACAUCCUGGGGCCACACCAGACAUUCUGACAGUGUAUGUCUGUUCGAAGGACAAUGAACAGGGAGCCAAAGUUUUAUUGUGGAAAGCCUGACUAACCUAGCAGGUGAUCCAUAUUUCUGUUGAAUGUUUGUUUUGCCUUUUUUUUUUCUUGCUUUAUUUUGAUUUGGUUUUUUUUUUAAAACUCACUCAUUUUGAAUGUUCAGUGGUCAAAAAAUGUGAAAGGAGUGAAGAUUUCUGACUAAAGUUAAAAAUAUGUCACUGGAGCAAAGGGAAGGCUGUUGGCCCUUUUGCUGACUAUCUACCUCAGUUUGCCGAGAGGUGAACUCUGAAUGACGACUGCUUUACCUCAUUUGUGUUCUAGUUGGUCUCAGCUAUGGAACUGAUGAUACUUCCUAGUAAUGUUGUUUUAUUUUGAGUUUUUUGGGUUUGGUUUGGUUUUUCCCCCCCCCAGUUGUGUGUAGAAUGUGUGUGUGUAUGUGUGCGUGCAUAUGUAUGUGCUCAGCGAUCAGGGAGUUGUAUAGGUUGGUGAACAAGAUUGUUUAGCUGAAGCUCUGUCUUUGAAAAGAAGGAAACCUCAGAGUAUAAAAAGUUAGGAUUUCAUGUGGUUGACACAGAGUAUGUUAAAAACUGGGAAAACUGGAGCUUCCACAUGUAGAGCCACAUGAAAUCUUUUGUACCUCUUGAUUUCUUAUAACCCCAGUAAGCCUAGGACAGUGCCUUUCCCCCAGAAACCUGUGCCAGCAACUGCUGACAGGAUGUUUGCUAUAUCCUUAGGACUCUGGGACAUGGUGGAUUCCCCACAGUGUGACAAAUGUUGCCCCUUUAUUCACAGUUAAGGCUAAAAAGCAUGGCAAAAUGAAGAAGUACUCAGCAUUUACAAACAGUGUGGCUUUGCCUGAGAGUUAUGGAAAAGAUAAUAAUGCUGAGUAUUCCAGUAUCACAGUACUUCUUAGCAAUGGUGCCUUGCAUUAUAUAUUAUGAAAUUACUGAUUUGCCUUAUGCCUUUUUAGUAUUCAUAAAGUUGCUUUGGAGUACAGAAAGAUGCCUUAAAUCCUUCUUAGAUUUUUUAAAGUAAACUGUAUCAUGAGUUUAUAGUUCAUUUUUACCCAGAUUUGAGUGCUGAUACGCACUGCUAGCAUUGUAAUGUCUCAGAGCUGUUGUUAGAAUGCAACCCUGCUCCUUGCCUUCACCUAGUGUGCUAUUAGCCAGGAAUUUUAGCUCAGGGAGUUUACCACAUGCCAAUCUAAAACUCUUAGUAGGCUACCAUGAGAAAUAAUAAAGCCAGAGCUUUAGUUGAAGAGUCUGUUUAAAGAGGUGAGUACUGCUACUGCCUCAAACCCAUGCAAUUCCUGUUUUAUACUACCUCCUUUAAAAAUUAUUCUAGUGUUUUUUGGGUUUUGUUGAUGUUGUUUUUUCCUGUACUCAGGGAACAGUUUGUUACUUUUAAGCUGCCUCACAGAAACGUGGAGCAAACUGACAGGGUAUCGUUUUGUUUUUUAAUAGGAGAGAGCGAGAGACAGGGAGGGGGCUGGAAUCAUCCAAUGUUAGAAACUUGCCUGUAUCUAUAUCCAGUCUUCUUCUCACUCCUCCUCUUUCCCUGUUUUACUUAAACAUAAAAAAAAAAGAAAAAAAAAAGAAAUAAAGAAAAGGAAAGGAAAAAAAUUAGGCAUAUGUUUUUACUCAAAGAAAAUGUUUAAAAUGUAAUGUGGUGAGAAAUCAACCAUAGGAACUCCUGGCUCUAUUUAAGUCUGUCAGAACUCCAUUGACUUUACUGGGGCUGAGAUGUCACUCUCCAGGUGGGCCAGGCUGGCUCGUGUUGUUCCUCAUGUAUCAGUAGGAGGUGAGAAGUUGUUGGUAAGCCCUACUCUUCUGGUUGGUUUGUGCUGAGGAAUCUGGCUCUGGUUGCUGGAGUUCUGUUUAGAACUGUUUGCUAGUUCACAUUCACCUUCCAUAACAGCGUUGAUUCAAAUGCUUUAAAAAUGAUCUUGUACCAAAGACUUUUCUGUAGAAGAGAAGGAAGCCACAUAUUGUCCAAAAAUAAUUAAACUAGGUAAAAAAUUAUAGGUUUGAAGAGCUGAAUACAUUUUAUUGUAUAAGUAGUUACUAACAAAAACCAAUAGGGCUUCUUGAUUGUAGUAGCCAAUUGCAUAGGUGAAUUGUAUGCUUCUACAAUUUUAACUACCUUGUUGUUACAAGAGCCUUUAAAGAAAGUUAUAAUACCAGCAGAUACCUCCAAAGAAUUCCAAGUGUAAUUUUUUUCUCCAGCAUGUAGUUGAUUAACAAUACAGUAUUAAGAAAAAUAUUUUUGAACAGUUUUUUAUCUACUUGCUGAAGAAAAAGAAAACCUUUUCACCAAAGAUUUAUUUUUGGUCUUGUCAGGCAGAAUGUUUAGUGUACAGCAGAGUACUCUUUCUAGUUAGGAAAAGUGUGAAUUAAUCAAAAUUAGAGUAAGAAUGUGUAACUGUAGCAUGAAGUUUCACACUUCAUCUUUCAGAGUAGCCUCUUUUGUUAGUCUCAUUCAGAAAGAGCUGAUAUGCAGAUGGUAACUGCUUCUCCAAAGACUUGUUUGCUGUAAGUACUGGUAAUCAGAUGUAAUUUUAUAACCUUCAUUACAGGUAAAUACUAUAAAUCCACUUUGCAGUUUAACCUAUGGAUGAUUUGAGUGAAAAAGACUUCAUAUAAAAUCUGUCAAUCUUCUAUAGAUGCUCUAAGUUUAAUAAGCCAAAGAGUUGAAAAUACUCAGUGUAUUAGAGACCAGAACUCUAUUGAUCACUUAAUGUUUUAUCAAGGUACUUCUUAUCAGCAAAUAAAGAAAACCAAAGAUAUUUAAGGUUACCUCAGCAUAUAGGCAAACUUAGUUAGGCAUUAAUUAUUCUGUCUUUUUCUUUACUUUUAUGUUAACCAAAUAUAAUACACUUCUCCAGAACCCAGUCUACAUUCAUGUGCUUCCCUUUGGCACAGUCGUGAUUGCUACAGAACAGAAAAUAUCCUCUCCUCAAAAUUUAUAGCCUAGCAGUAAUAUAUCACAAGAUUUUGUGGUAGAAAAUUUGUCUUACAAUUGAAAACUCCAACAAGGUAAGCAAAGGAAUCUCCAGAAAAAUUGUGUAGAAAUCGAUACUUUAUUUAUUGAUCUCAAUAGCAGAAUCAAUCCUUCAUGAUUGUAACAGUGCAGAAGUGGGCUCAGAGUUUAAAUGCUUCACAUCCUUGAAGCCAAUACAGGUAAUUAUGAAUAUGGUAUUACAGAUAAUAAUUUUCUUAAAAAUUUGUACCUGUGGCUGUCUAAGGAAAGGAGUUUUUUAUAUGUAAACGUCUUCAUUCCAUUUGCCUAGAAAGAGCUGGCAGAACACAGCAGGCAGACUGGUUUCAGGUUUUCCAGGUUUUUUUUUUUCUUGGUUAUGUCUGUAGAAACUGGAUCCUGGAGAAAAAAAAAUAAUUUCUUAAUUAUGAGUUUUUCUAAAUAUGUUCUGAAAGAUGAACAUAAAUGUGGAAUUUAGUGUUACACUAUGAGAAUUGAUUUUGUUUAACUGCACUGAGAACUAAGGAGCCAUGGCUGGUGUAAUGAGUGUAUAUGCAACCCUCGUGUUUUAAAAAAAAGAGCAAAAAUCAUGUGACUUGAAAAGCAUCAAAACUUAAAGAGGAAACCUUGAAAGCUGACUUACCACGCUAAUCAUGUUUCUAAGUGAGCACUCUGCCCUUCAGCUGCAACAGCAAUGCCUGUUCUGCAGAACCUGGAUCCAAACCUAAGUGCUCAAUCUGCCCACAGUUACACUUGUGUACUUUCUUCAUAUUUAACAAAUAAAAAAUAUUCUCAUCUUUCAGGAAUUAUCUAAGAAAAUUGGGAAUGUGUAUGCUGUGUAGAACAGGGCAUAUCAGUUGAUUAUUUUUGUAAUAGUUCUGAUUUUGUAAGAGAAAACUAAAAAAUCUGCAUAUCACUUUCAGUAAUUUCCUAUAUUAGCUCUGUGUUUUCUGUAUAACUAUGAAAAGGGUAUCAAGAGAUUGCUUUGCCUGGUUUUAAUUAUUCUUAUAGUUCAUUCUCUGGGUUUAGUCUCAUGUUUUAGACUAUGAGCUUCAUCUUGUUUGCUUUAUUCAAAUAAGGGCCAUCAUCCUGUUUCUUUUUAAGCCAAUGGGAGAAUUAAUUUGUAUUUCAGUUUGCACGGUCGGGACAGACAAAAUAAGCUUUUUGUUUGGUUGGUUUUUAAAUCUCCACUGUAUUAUUAUUUUAGAAGGACAGAAUUCUUAAAUGGUUAAAACUCCCAUUGGCUUAAGGUUUUGUUGUGUUGGGCCCUCUGGUUCCACUGCGAGUUGGGCUCCUUCGAAUUAAGUUUUCUGGUUUUCAUGAUUGCAUAUACCCACAUUGCACCUGCCUGGUGUGUUUUCAGUGAAGACUGACUGUAUAUGAAAAACUGACUUAUACAAAUGUUGCUUUUUGAUUGUUUGGCUUUUGGUUUUUGGUUGGUUUUUUUUUGUUUGUUUGUUUUUUUAAGUUGUGAAUGACUUGCCAGUGUAGGAGCCAGGUAUGUAUCUCAUAUUGUGGUGUUCUGGAUCCUUUCACUCCGUGUGCCAUUUUCUUCUAAGGGCAGCAAUAGGUGACUGGCUAAUGGAGGAUGGAGCUGAAUUGUAUUAAUUUUAUAUUUGUCUCAGGGGAUCAGCUCUGUGAAUUCCAUUGGGUGAGGGAAGCUAAUGUUUGCCCUGAUUUGAAUGUAACUUUUUAAUGUCCUUUAAAAACUAUUUUGUUUAAUAAUGUGGAUUUGUUUUUCUUUUUCUAGCAUCCUAGUAAAUGUUACCUAGUGUGUUGGUUCAUUUUUCCCCUCCAGGGUUGUUUAUAUACUACCCCAAGGUCAUGCCAAAAAGUAAUAGAAGUUUAAAUGCCAAAUGUUUAUGGAACUGCUGUCUAAAUACUGAUUGAUUGCACAGUUGAAAUAAAAGUUUUCCUUAGUAAAAGUG
This is a messenger RNA of Pseudopipra pipra, 8636 nucleotides long. It is a transcript of the gene PRTG, whose product is annotated as protogenin. Bases 67 to 3693 code for a protein of 1208 amino acids. Lineage: Eukaryota; Metazoa; Chordata; Aves; Passeriformes; Pipridae. The transcript has 21 exons. Gene Ontology annotation, molecular function: protein binding. The record is from RefSeq and is a predicted model, not a curated record. Gene Ontology annotation, cellular component: plasma membrane. Gene Ontology annotation, biological process: cell-cell adhesion.